Messenger RNA from Purpureocillium takamizusanense, 4480 nucleotides. RefSeq lists its product as uncharacterized. The record is from RefSeq and is a predicted model, not a curated record. Bases 7 to 4446 code for a protein of 1479 amino acids. NCBI's taxonomy places the organism in Eukaryota, Fungi, Ascomycota, Sordariomycetes, Hypocreales, Ophiocordycipitaceae. Gene Ontology annotation, cellular component: membrane. The transcript has 16 exons. Gene Ontology annotation, molecular function: ABC-type transporter activity; ATP hydrolysis activity; ATP binding. Gene Ontology annotation, biological process: transmembrane transport.
GAAACCAUGGCCCGCAACGACACAGACUGCGGUGAUGGCGCCUUCGGGCCGGGCGUCUGGAGCCAAGGCUGUCGAGGCGGCUUUGACUUUACCUUGACGUUCGAAGAAAGCAUACUCACAAUCCUUCCCGCCGCCGUCUUCCUUGUCGUGGCCGGUGGCCGUUGCGUCUACCUCUUCCGUUCCCCAGACAAGACCAAACGCGAGGCAACGUAUACUCCCAAGCUGAUCACGGGCUGCUUGUAUGCCGCCCUCAACGUCGCGCUUCUCGCCGUCGUCGCAUCAUCUCCCCGCCAGGUCGGCUUCACACUCGCCAUCGCCGCCACCGUGCUCAGUCUCCUCGCGUCCUUCACCAUCGUCAUCCUCUCCCACGUCGAGCACGUCAAGUCCAUCCGCCCGUCCUUCUUGCUUACCAUCUAUCUCUUCGCCUCGCUUCUCUUCGACGCGGCCCGUCUGCGCACCGAGUGGCUCGUCGCCGCCUCCGCCAACUCGGCCUACGCCGGCGUCCUCUCCGCGUCCGCGGGGCUGAAGCUCUCCCUCUUGGUGCUGGAGACGGUCGAGAAGCGCAGCAUCUUGAUUACCGGCGGAGCCAGCCGGUCGCAUGAGAGCACCAGCGGCCCGCUCAGCCGCGGCUUCUUCGUCUGGCUCAACCCGCUGCUCAUCACGGGCUGGGCGACGGUGCUCACCAACAAUGACCUGCCGACCAUCAACGAGAGGCUCUCGUCGAGGCGCCUCGACAGGCGCUUCGCCACCAAGUGGGACAAGGCGACGGCUGGGGGACGCAAGCCAAUGCUGUUCUUGACGACCCUCAACGUGCUCCGAUGGGAGCUGCUGAGCAUUGCCCUGCCGCGCGUUGGGAUCAUUGGCUUGAGCAUCGCACAGCCGUACUUGGUGUCGAACGCCCUGCGUUUCUUGUCGAUGCCCAGCGGUGAGGCGACGACAAAUCUGGGCUACGGACUGAUUGGCGCCUUUGCAUUUGUCUUCAUCGGCUCCGCGAUACUCACUGCCUGGCACGAGCACCUCACUUUCCGCGCCGGCGCCAUGAUCCGUGGCGGCCUCAUCUCUCUUAUUUACCGAAAGAUGGUCCGCCUGCCCACCAAGCAACUAAGCGAGUCAUCGGCCGUGUCGCUCAUGGGCAACGAUGUCGAGAUGCUCACAGAGCGCAUCAACAUGCUGCUCGUCGAGUCUUGGGCAAACACAAUCACCGUCGCGAUUGCCAUGUGGAUGCUUACGCAACAGCUCGGCGCCGUGUCUGCGGCCCCGAUCAUCAUGAGUUUGAUUUGCUUGUUCCUCAACACCAUGAUCGGCCGCCUCAUGGUUCCUCGCCAGAUCACGUACCAAAAGGCGACCCAAGACCGCAUCAACUUCACGUCCGAGGUGUUGGGCUCGAUGAAGGCCGUCAAGAUGCUUGGCUACACUGACACCUUUGCCAAACUCAUCGAGACGAAGCGCGACAACGACAUCAACUCUGGCAAGCAGUUUCGUCUUUUGAAUGUGUGGGCCAAUGUCAUCACCAACGGCAACUUUGCCCUUACCCAGACGGCGACUUUUGGUGCGUACGCCAUUGCCGCCAAGGUAUCUGGCUCCGCGUCCUUCUCUGCCGCACAGGCCAUCACGGCCGUCUCGAUCCUCAACGUCAUGAUGUUGCCCCUCAGCUUCUUGCUCGGCAGCAUUCCGUUCUCCUUCUCGGCAUUUGGCUGCUUCAAGAGGAUCCAGGAGUUUCUCCUCUUGCCCGAGCGCGUUGACAACCGUGAUAUUCGGUCGGGGUUUGGCGACGGCAUCUCCGUGCGGUCCGCGGACGGCUCGUCGACCGACGGUGUCGAACUGCAGUCAUUCAAGCGCAAGGCAGACUCUUCGGCCUCUGUGGCGAUCACAGGAGGCAACUUUGACUGGGGCGAGAAGCCGGUUCUGCGUGAUAUUCACACCACGCUGCCCCAACACCAGACGGGCUCCCUGACCAUGAUCAUUGGGCCAAUCGGAUCUGGAAAGUCGACCUUUCUCAAGGCCAUACUUGGUGAGACGGCAUCCUCGAGCGGCCAUGUUUCUUUGAGCUCCCCGGCCGUGGCUUUCUGCGACCAAACCCCAUGGGUGCUCAACGCUACGAUCAGAGAGAACAUCAUUGCGGAGACGGAAGGGUUCAACGAGUCCUGGUUCAAGGCCGUCGUCGAGGCGUGUGACUUGGCCGUCGACCUUGGCCGCUUGCCCGACGGCGCCGCGACUAUCGUCGGCGACAAGGGCUUGAAGCUCAGCGGCGGCCAGAAGCAGCGUAUUGGUAUUGCACGCGCAGUUUACGCGAGGAAGCCCGUGGCCAUGUUUGACGAUGUAUUCAGUGGGUUAGACAAGGUCACGGAAAAGACCGUGUUCAACCGCGUCUUUGCGCAAGACGGGUUGCUGCGGAGGAGCGGGACUUCCAUCAUCCUCGCGACGCACGCUGUGCAUCAUCUUCCAGACUCUGACUAUGUCAUUGCGCUCAGCAAGGAUGGAUCGAUUGUUCAGCAGGGCAACUUUAACGAUCUGCGUUCCAGGGAAGGCUACGUGCGGGAGCUCGAUAUCUCGCUGUCGCACUCGGACAAGCCUGAUAAGGGCGCCGACGAGCAACACGAAGAUGGCGACAGCAGCAGCUACGAGAAGCAGCAGGCUGCCACAGAAGAGAUCGAGGAGCCUCAAGGCCGCGCCAGUGACCGAAGCACCUUCAAGUACUACCUUGCAUCGGUAACUUGGUUAAACAUUAUCCCCGCGGGCUUGUACAUUGUACUGCACACGUUCUUCUACAUGUUCCGGUACAUCUGGCUCACCUGGUGGGGCGAAGGCAAAGGCCAUGCAAGCACCGAUGUGGGCUAUUGGCUCGGCUUGUACGUGUUCAUGGCCGUCGUCGAGAUUGCAGGUGUUUCCCUGGCCAUCAUGCAAGGAUUACUCUUCAUGGGUCCGACGAGUGGAAAGACGUUGCACACUAGAGUGCUCAACGCGGUCAUGAAUGCACCCCUUUACUUCUUGUCCAAGCAUGAGACAGGCUCGCUCGUCAACCGGUUUAGCCAAGACAUGAGACUCGUCGACAUUGUGCUGCCUAUUUCCCUCAGCGUAUUUAUGUUUGAAGUGACGUUGUGCUUUUCCGUCGCUGGCCUCGCCAUCAGCGCCGUGAGCUAUUUUGCAAUCUGCAUUCCCUUUGUCGCGGCUGUCCUCGCCGUCAUCCAGCGAUUCUAUGUCCGCACGUCGAAGCAGCUGCGUCUCUUGGAAAUUGAGCACAAGGCCCCGCUGUACUCUCAUUUCCUCGAAUCCAUCAAUGGCCUCGCCACGAUACGCGCUUUCGGCUGGAUCGGUCCCUACGUCGAAAAGGGCAUGGACCUCGUCGACAACGCGCAGAAGCCGUCGUAUCUGCUCUACUGCAUCCAACGCUGGCUCACCCUGGUCCUCGACCUUGUCGUCGCCGGGCUUACCAUCUUGCUGGUAGCGUCUGCGGUCGCUCUGCGUGGCAAGGUCAACCCGUCGCUGCUGGGCAUCGCGCUCGUCAACAUGAUGGAUCUGGGCAACAACCUCAAGGGCAUCGUGCUGCAGUGGUCGACCCUGGAGACGUCGCUGGGUGCCGUGACGAGGAUCAAGAACUUUUCGGAGAAUGCGCCCUCCGAGAGCCUCCCCGAGGAGACAAGAGUGCCGAGCGCGCGGUGGCCAGGCCGCGGUGACUUGGAGCUCCGGAACGUAUCCGUGCAGUAUGACUCUACCGAGGAACCUAUUCUGCACAACCUCUGCAUGAGCAUAGAGCACGGCGAAAAGAUUGGACUUUGCGGACGUAGCGGUAGCGGCAAGAGCUCCACCAUCCAGGCUCUGCUGCGUCUCGCCAACAUUGUCGAAGGCCAGAUUAUUCUCGACGGCGAGGACAUAACACGCGUGCCGCGCUCGCUCCUCCGCGAGAGGCUCAGCUGUCUGACGCAAGAGCCGUUUCUCUUCACGAACACGAUCCGCUUCAACAUGGAUCCGCUCAGCGAGCACAAGGACAGCGAUGUAGUGGCGGCACACGAGCGCGUUGGCUUAUGGACGGUGAUUCGCACGAAGCUCGGGGACGAGAAGCAGUCGCCCCUGGACGAGAAGAUGGACGAGACGUUCUUCUCGCAUGGGCAGCGACAGCUGCUUUGCUUGGCACGGGCGCUGUUGAAGCGAAGCUGCGUCCUUAUUCUAGACGAGCCGACAAGCAGUGUUGAUGGUCAAACAGACGCCAAGAUCCAGGAGGUGAUUCGCACAGAGUUCAAGGAUCGCACCAUCGUCAUGAUUGCGCAUCGGCUUGACACGUUGCUAGACUUUGACAAGGUGGCGGUCCUAGAUAGGGGAUCGCUGAUGGAGUACGACUCGCCGGGGCGGUUGCUGCGCGACGCAGAUAGCUACUUUGCGCGACUAUACCGAGCCGAGACGUCGAGGGGACGAGACAAGGAGGCGCCUAGCAGGGCAACAGACAUAUGAGGCGGAAGCCCUCGUUAUAUAUGCAAUGUUUACA